Somion occarium is the source of this 1811-nucleotide messenger RNA. NCBI's taxonomy places the organism in Eukaryota, Fungi, Basidiomycota, Agaricomycetes, Polyporales, Cerrenaceae. The record is from the annotation of a GenBank genome assembly.
AUAAUCGUAGUACGCUUCCAAUACUAGAACCUGACGCUGAAUGAAAGUCAGCUGAGUAACAACUUAGAACAAUAGAUACAAAUGAUCGCAACGUACAAGAGUACCUUCAUCCCCAUUGAGCGAUAACUGAUCGCUCAGCAGAACAACCAUGAGCACUGAGAAUCUCCCUUUCACCUCCCUCCUCAUCGACGGUCAGCUUCGAGCUGCAAGUGAUGGUCAAGUGUUUGAGACGCGGAAUUCCUACACCGGGAACGUCGUCGGGCGCGCUGCAUCAGCGACAAGCCAGGACUGCAAAGACGCGAUCGAAGCUGCUGGAAGAGCAUUCGACAAAUGGGAACAGACACCUUUGUCCCAGAGGCGCGACAUCCUCUUGAAAGCAGCGGAUCUUAUCCUGACGGAUGAAUACAAGGACAAGAUUCGUGCAGCGUUGAAAGAUGAAACGUCAGCGGUGGAUCCUGUAUUGGACUUCUUUAACGUUCCAUUGGCCGCCUCUUGGAUUCGAGAUGCUGCUGGGCUUGCUAUGCAGAUGAAAGGAGAGACAUUCCCAUCCGACAUUCCUGGUGGGCACGUUAUCGCCCAACGUCGAGCCAUAGGUGUUAUUCUAGCCAUUUCACCUUGGAACGUACCGAUAUUACUUUCGAUUCGUGCUGUAGCAGUUCCACUGAUUUGCGGUAACACCGUCGUUCUGAAGUGCUCGGAAAUCACUCCCAGGUCGCAAGCAAUCGUUGCUGAACUUUUCAAAGAAGCGGGUCUCCCUGAUGGAGUACUCAACUUCAUUUCUAUGGAUAGAAAGGACGCCUCAACCUUGACUGCAGAGAUGAUCGCACAUCCAUUGGUCCGGAAGAUCAACUUCACGGGAAGCGACCGUGUUGGAAAGAUCAUUGCUGCAGAGGCAGCAAAGUGGCUCAAACCAUGCGUCUUCGAGUUGGGCGGCAAAUGUCCUGUAGUGGUGCUCGACGACGCCGAUAUAGAGGACGCCGCACGCGCGAUCGUCUCCAGCGCACUUCUACACUCGGGCCAAAUCUGCAUGUCCACAGAACGAGUAAUCGUGCAGCGCAAAGCUUCCGAAACACUAAUAUCAGCUGUGAACAAGAUCAUGAGUUCUCUCAAGGCGGGUGAUGCCGAUAGCAACCCACUCACAGCAUUAUCCACAGAGGCGGCAGCUGAGAACGUUCUUAGUAUGCUUAAGGAUGCCAAGCAAGAUGGAGCGGAAGUCGUGGUGGGAGAUCUAACAAGGGAAGGCGCGGUAGUCCAGCCUCAUGUUGUCACGGGAGCGAAACCUGGCACGCGUCUGUGGGACAGAGAAAGUUUUGGACCUGUCGUGACGAUAGCUGUGGCCGACACUAUUGACGAGAUAGUGGAGUUGACGAACUCUUCGGCAUAUUCUCUGAAUGCUGCCCUCUGGACAAAGGAUGUUAAUGCUGCAAUCAACGUUGCAGGCCGUAUUCGAGCUGGACUUACGAGCGUGAAUGGUCCUACAGUUCAUAUUGAAGGCCUGCGUGGUCUCACUGGACUCGGUGGUGCUACUGGUUACGGUCACUUCGACGUUGAGAGCUUUACGGACGUGCGGAUGAUCGUCAUCCAUGCCCCGGGGCCGAAGCCAUACCCAGUGCUUGGAUAAGGGAUUGUAUAUUGUAAUCAUUGUUGUAGUCAACAAAUCCAAUGGAUUAUGGGUGUAUUCACUCAUGCACUUCCAUAGAGUUUAGUGUUCUUGUAUAUAUUGAAAACUGAUAGGACAAAUGGCUGGCGUACCUGUAGGACGCAGCCAUUCACAUGUAGUGGUUGUUGCCUAGAUCACGCCAGAUAAUAGU